Messenger RNA from Hippocampus comes (tiger tail seahorse), 1885 nucleotides. RefSeq names its product high affinity immunoglobulin gamma Fc receptor I-like. The record is from RefSeq and is a predicted model, not a curated record. Gene Ontology annotation, molecular function: transmembrane signaling receptor activity. NCBI's taxonomy places the organism in Eukaryota, Metazoa, Chordata, Actinopteri, Syngnathiformes, Syngnathidae. Gene Ontology annotation, cellular component: external side of plasma membrane. The coding region runs from base 782 to 1675 and encodes 297 amino acids. The transcript has 5 exons. Gene Ontology annotation, biological process: immune response; cell surface receptor signaling pathway.
AUCAAUUUAGAAAACAAGGAAUAAGAGCUAAAUAACAGAUUGCAGAUUUACUUACAACUAUGAAAAACUCCAUGACCGACUCUUCGUAAUUCACCACGCAAACUUUGUAAUUUUUCUCACAAAUUUCACAUUUCCAAUCUUAUCUGUUGGAAAAUGUACUUUAUUAUAAACAUGAGUGGGCCUUUAAUUGUUAAGACCCCAGCAGACGGAUGUAAACAUCCACGUCAGUGAAAAAGUUGUAAAUGUUACCGUUUUGAAUGUUGUCAUUAAGUGGCUGGGGGAAAAAAAAUCACGGUUCCACUAGCGACUAGCCCAGAUUGAGAAGUGUAAAGUUAUUCUUGCCCUGAAAAGGUUAAUUAAGUUGAACCAUGUGAUUUCGUUCCCGCCAGUCAAAUGUACCGGAAAUCAAUACACUGGCAACCUUUGAUACUAAAAAAAAAAAAAGGUUUCAGACUGAUACCUCAUUUUAACUUUUCAAAUGAUGAUCUAAAACACAAAACAUGUUCUUUAAAUAUGAUAAUACAGAUUUUUCUAAGAUACUAAAGUCCAGUAAUGUACGACAGUACAAUUUUCCAAAUGCAUUCUGGUGCCCUGUAAAGAAAGGGGAAUCCCGUUAAGGUUCCAUUAUUUACAGUCCUUGUAGAUUGAAAGUGAAAUGAAACGAGAGAAAGAAAGAAAAGAGGAAUUCCUGAGUUCUGGGUUAAAAUAAAAAAAAGAAAAAUAUUUUCACUUCCCUUUUCUUUUUUGGUAUAAAGGCCAGUUCCCUUCAAGAAAAUGACACAUGGUCACAAUGACAGCAACGAUAUAUUUUCUUGUUCUUUCCACGCUGCCACAACUCAUAGUCCCUUUGGAGACCUCCUAUGGCGCACGAGCAGAGCUGGUGUCAGGUCAUUCUCGGGUUUUCUCCGGGGAACACGUCCGGCUCAGAUGCAGCAUUCCCGAUGGCCGCAACUCUUCCUGGAAUUAUUUGUGGUUCAAAGAAACCAAGCGGCUGGAGCACCAUGCAGAAAUGUUGACUCUGAAAGGCUUUCUUAGCGACAGUGGAGAGUUUCGAUGCCAAGGAGUCAGGGACACGGCUGUGGGAAACAUAUAUACGCAAAAAAGCCCUCCCGUGGAAAUAAAUAUGGAUGGAGGUUGGGCCAUCCUGCAGGUCCCGCAGCUGCCAGGCCUCGUCGGAGAGACGUUGAACAUGAGCUGCCGCGUGCGCGGCCGUCCCCGACCUCACGAGGUGAUUUUGUACAAAGAUGGCGUGGAAGUCCAGAGGCAAAGCGGCUUCAACCCAAAGUUGAGCUUGGACCUCCUGAGAAUGGAAGACCAAGGACUGUACUCCUGCAGGGCAUCUUGGGAUGACGACAGAAAAACUCAUUCAGUGAUUUCGAAUGAUGUUCAAGUCAAUGUCAAAGAGGUUCUGACACAGCCCGUGCUAGAGGUGGUCACAGAAAACGACCUGCUGCUGGACGAUCAGAUUAAGCUCACUUGCCAUCUCCAGUACAACGCCCGCACUCCGGCGCCUCCCAUACACUACUACUUCUACAGGGAUAACAGGCGGUUGGGGACGGCCACUUCCAAGAACUUUACGCUGGUCAAACAGAGACCAGGUCUGUACAGCUGCAAGGCCAAGGUGCCCCAGCUUGGCCUAUGCAAGUGGAGUGAGACCGAAGCAUUCGAAGAGUGACAAAGACAUGAAAGUAGUACGGGUAACAUGCCACAGGUUGGCUGAAGAUGCUUCUGAUUCUUCGGAUUAGAGAUGACACGUCCUCAUUUGACACGUAUGCUACCACCAGUUUUAAUUUUCGGAUGAACUGAACAGACUAAUACUCUCACGGUUGAGAAAAGGAAAGUCACGGCCACUGUAUUCUUGGGAAUACAAACUGUUGCUUUGAGU